AUGCCUACCUACAUUGUCACUUGCAAGUCGGAUGCCACCCCCGACCAGGUCCAGGCGGCCAAGGAUGACGCCGUUUCCAAGGGCGGAAAGAUUGGCCACGAAUACGCCUUGAUCAAGGGCUUCUCCGUUUCAUUCCCCGAGGGCUCCGUCAGCACUCUCGAGAAGCACGAGCACGUCGAACAUGUUGAGGAGGACCAGGAGGUGAGGACGCAGUAG
Molecule: messenger RNA, 216 nt
Organism: Parascedosporium putredinis
Lineage: Eukaryota; Fungi; Ascomycota; Sordariomycetes; Microascales; Microascaceae
Source: the annotation of a GenBank genome assembly